UCCAGCAGAAAUGUCGGAAAGUGGGAGUCAGGAGCCCGCGGUGGGGCCCCUGAACGGCGGCAGCAGCCCGACGACAGGAGCCCCAAGACCGCCGGUCGGCAACAAAGUGACGGUGGUGCUCGGGGCUCAGUGGGGCGACGAAGGGAAAGGAAAAGUUGUGGACCUGCUGGCACAAGACGCGGACAUGGUGUGCAGAUGUCAGGGCGGCAACAACGCGGGACACACGGUGGUGGUUGACUCAGUGGAGUACGACUUUCACCUCCUCCCCAGCGGCAUCAUCAACCCCAAGGUCACCGCUUUCAUUGGUAAUGGUGUGGUGAUCCACCUUCCAGGCCUGUUCGAAGAGGCAGAAAAGAACGAACGCAAAGGAAAAAGUCUAAAAGACUGGGAGAAGAGGUUGAUCAUCUCAGACAGAGCACACAUCGUGUUUGACUUCCACCAAGCGGUCGAUGGCGUUCAGGAACAGCAGAGACAAGAACAAGCAGGCAAGAACCUCGGGACAACAAAGAAGGGGAUUGGUCCAGUGUACUCAGCUAAAGCAGCACGUAGCGGCCUCAGGAUAUGUGACCUGUUGGCUGACUUCACCCAGUUCUCUGAAAGAUAUAAAGUACUGGCCCAGCAGUACAAGGCCAUGUACCCCACUCUUGAGAUUGACAUAGAAGGAGAGCUGGUCAAAUUAAAGGAUUAUGUGGAGCAGAUCAAGCCCAUGGUGAGAGACGGGGUGCACUACAUGUACGAAGCUCUUCAUGGUCCUCCAAAGAAGAUUUUGGUAGAAGGAGCCAACGCAGCACUGCUGGACAUAGACUUCGGGACGUACCCGUUCGUGACAUCAUCCAACUGCACGGUGGGCGGGGUGUGUACGGGUCUCGGCAUGCCGCCUCAGAACGUCGGCGAGGUUUACGGGGUCGUGAAGGCCUACACCACCAGAGUGGGCAUCGGAGCUUUCCCAUCAGAGCAGAGCGACGAGAUUGGAGAGCUGCUGCAGACACGGGGGAAGGAGGUGGGAGUGACCACAGGCAGGAAGAGGCGAUGUGGUUGGCUGGAUCUGGUGCUCAUCAAAUAUGCACACAUGAUUAAUGGCUUUACCGCGUUAGCUCUUACCAAACUCGACAUACUUGACGUGCUCUCAGAGAUCAAAGUGGGCGUAGCAUACAAAGUCGGCAACCAAUCUAUACCUCACUUUCCAGCCAAUCAGGAGGUGUUACAGUGUGUGGAGGUCGAGUAUGAGACGCUGCCUGGCUGGAAGAGCGACACUUCGGCCGCUAGAAGCUUUGAGGAGCUGCCGGAGAACGCCCAGAAAUAUGUUCACUUCAUUGAGGAGCAUGUGGGAGUGCCUAUCAAGUGGAUCGGAGUGGGCAAGUCCCGGGAGUCCAUGAUCCAGCUAUUCUAGACGGUGGGAGGAAAAACACAAGCAAAGAGGACGCACAGCAGCGAAUCCACUCGACCCAUCAUCCCCAACCCCCCCUCUCACACACAGCCCACCUACCUGUCUCAACUCUCCGACAGAGACAUGAGCAUUAUGUCUGUUUUUAAUGCUUCACCACUGUCCCAUCAGACUGUCCCAUGGUACAGGUCAAACCUCUCUGGAUCAGACUCCCAUCAGACUGAACUCCCCUUUAUGAAUGGUUCCCAGCGUCUGCAUCUGGAUUUUAAACCGUUUUAAACUCUAGGAUAACAAUUUCACACUCAAGUCCCUCUUUUAUUUGUCCCUGUUUAUAUCAUAGCAGUUUAUUUUGGACACAUGCUACAGUCAGCAACACCAGCUGCCGUCAGGUCUGAUAAAAGACAUAAGGGACACACACACACACACACACACACACACACACACACACACACACACACACACACACACACACACACAGAUACAGCCACAGGUUAACCCCCAGAGGAACUGUUCAUGGAUGUUUAGUUGGUCAAACUUUGUGUGUUUUUGUUAAUCUAUGCUGUGUUUUAAAUGCGCUGUCUGUUGUAAAUCAGUUUAAAAAGUUUUAACCUCUGCACUUUAGAUGCUUUGGACUUUAUCUGCUUUAUGUUUUAUUCUGCCAGAUGUACAGCACAUCCUGACACCAUAAAGGGAUCCUUUAAUAUUUUAAAGUUUGUCUUUUUAUGUUUUGUUUUCCGAUCAUUAGACACGUCUUCUUAUAUUGCCUUGUUCAACCAAAAAAAAAAAAACUUGCAGCAAGGGAUCGCUUCCACUGAGUGCUGUUGAGGAAAGAUUGAUGCUCAUCUUGCUGCACUGUGAUAAUACACGUUUCAGGUUAUUUUGACAGGUGAGUUUUCCUUUAGCCAGUGUAACUAUCCCUUUUCUUUCAAAUGGAAAUUAGAUCAUUGUGAUUGUUUCACAUUAUUAAUACUGGUUUUUGAGUUUGAGUAGGAGAAUGGGGAAAAAAAUUGGGUCAUGAUGAUUACUCAACAAAGAAAACUAUAAAUAUGGAUCGAUAAAUAUAUAAUAGUUCCUCCAGCCUUCUGACAUACAAGACAAAUAAGAUUUGUCUUGUCUUGGAGUGGACUUUCUGUCAAAUAUUUAAGUAAAAUGGUGUCAUUCAAACAAGACAAUCAGCUACCUGGUGAUAUGGUGUCACAAAUGGAAAAUUAUAAUGUGAUGAGUAAUAUUCCUCCAGUUCCUUUGUGAAGUAGGAUGACUAAGGGUUAGGGUUAGUCAUAUUGACACAUUGUCAAAAAUGUAAGCAGCAGAGGAUGACAUAUCCUGACUUUUAGUCACUAAUAUAAGUCUCCUCAAACACUGGACCUGAUGGUUUCCAUAAAAAAACUCAAUGCCGCAACAAAUGGGAGUAUUGGUAGAAACGGGAGAGAUUUCCGUUUUGACAGCUUGCAAGUGUCAUUACUAAUCUAGAUGUUUUUAUCAUCACAGAAUUUGUCAGUUAAAAAUAUUGUACAUAAACAAUAAAACACUAUCUACAUCCAUUACAUAUGAGUUUAGUUACAUUUAAUGACACAUUUUGGCAGAGUUGUUCACCUUUGGUUUUAUUAUAAUUAUUAUAAAGCUGAAAAGUCCCAGUUUUUAUUGUAAUUGAGACGUGGAUGAUGACGUUAACGGUGUAACUAGACAGAAGAACUGGAAAACCAAACAACUCUUGGUGAAGCCUUAUAAUUUUUGGUGGAUGAAGUAUUUUAAAGACAUAUUGUUGUCACGAAUUUAAUAUUCCCAAUUCAAAAGCAUACAGUAGUAGUUCAAAUGCACCAACAGAUUCUUAAAAUAUAUCAUUUUCACAUUACUAGAGGCAUAAUUUGCAGCCAGACUCACUUAUUUUGCAUUUGUGUCAAAUGUUUGAAAGUCUUGACCUGUUUUGCAGUAGCAGCAAAACAUGUUGUCCAUGAACAUGAGGAAAAGUUUUGGGAGGGUUUUAUUCCAAAGUACAGUUAAUUAUAUACAUGAUGGCAUGAAUGGUUUUAUUACCUGAAAUGUUGCAUUCAGUAUUUUAAAAUAAGAUGUGUCUCAAAGCUGAAGUACAUUUUUCCGGGAAACAUUGAAUCAAAUGAUCAGUGUGUAACUUUGUAACAAAGUCAGUUCUACAAAAUGGUAUCAAAUCAUGUCUGAUGACCUAACCAUGAGCCGUACAGUCUGUACCACUAAUCUCAGGACAUACUGAACAUCAACUAAAAGAUAGAAAUGUAUAAAAUCUUCAUGUUAGUUUUGUCUUUGGAUUGUAUGUACAGUAACUGCUGUCAUGUAAAACAGAUGGGACUCUACAAACUCAACAAAGCCUCAUGUAUAGUUUCAACAACUCCUUUAAAAUAAACUUUGUUAGAAGUGAA
This is a messenger RNA of Scomber scombrus (Atlantic mackerel), 3777 nucleotides long. RefSeq names its product adenylosuccinate synthase 2 (gene adss2). Gene Ontology annotation, biological process: 'de novo' AMP biosynthetic process; IMP metabolic process. Gene Ontology annotation, cellular component: cytoplasm. The transcript has 13 exons. Lineage: Eukaryota; Metazoa; Chordata; Actinopteri; Scombriformes; Scombridae. The coding region runs from base 11 to 1390 and encodes 459 amino acids. Gene Ontology annotation, molecular function: GTP binding; adenylosuccinate synthase activity. The record is from RefSeq and is a predicted model, not a curated record.